Molecule: messenger RNA, 1902 nt
Organism: Cladocopium goreaui
Lineage: Eukaryota; Dinophyceae; Suessiales; Symbiodiniaceae
Source: the annotation of a GenBank genome assembly
AUGGCGGGAUACGAUGGCGGAUUAUCUGCCGCGCCAAGAUUUUUGGAUGAACGAGCAGAGAACCCUGUUUACAUGCCCAUGAUGUCAAUGCAGUCCUUGACUGCCUUCGCCUUGCCCGUCAUGUCACCGCCGGUGUUUCUUGCGCCCGUCGCAGCACCCAUGGGGAUUGACAUCGCCACGGAGGUGCAACGCCUGAUUGAAACCGAGUCAUUCAAGCCGCUCUCACUGAGUGCUACUGGGCUGGAAAUGUUGAUGGAAGUGGCAGCCAGACUGAGCAGUUCCUCCGAAAGGGUGUUGGACGCGAGCAUGAUGAGCUUGGAACAGGUUUUGCGACUUCAUCCAGAUUUGGUCAGUGUCUGGGAGCAGGACGAGUUUGGGCUCAUGGUCUCCGUGCCACAGUCUCCCUGGCUGGGUGCCAAUGCUAAGCCACCAGAGGAGCAUGGAGUGCCCAAAGGGAAGCCACAGAAAGGGAAUCGAGAGCAGGUCCUCAAUGGAAUUUUGCGCGGGAAGGCCUUGGACAUCAUUGAAGAUCUCACAGUGGUGCCUGACCUUCAGGAAAGCCUUUGUGACAUUGCGUCCAUCUUGCUGGCUUCCCCUGACAGGACAAUGCUGGUUUCCAGCUUAGGGAAUCGCAUCUCGAACAAGACCAGGAAUUUCCUGAGAUGUGCGAAGUUGCGUACUGCACAGCUCCUGCGGUGCUUUGCGGAUGACUUUGUCCUUGAGGAGAAGGGCGCUGGCACCACUGUGACCUACACCAAGGCGGCUCCAGAGCAAUUCUAUGUCACACAGCAACAGCAUCAGAGGAUCGACUUUGCACGUCAUUCUCGACUUCUGAAAUUGGCGGCCGAUGUGACCAUGGAUUUCAGGCAAGCCAAAGAUUUCUCGGCAACUGACUUGAUCAAUGCCGUUUGCACGAGUGGCACCAAUGGAUUGAUGAUCGUUGACUGCAGAACAGAGGCGGAGCAGUCCAUCAGUGCCUUGCCUGGCGCUAUACAGCUGUACAACGUGACUGCUGAGUAUUUGAAGGAGGCGAGGCUGGUGGUUGCGCUGCUCGGCUGGGAAGGAUUGAAAGACACUGGUGCUGCAGUCGAUAGAGCGUAUUGUUGCAUCGGCUGCCGUUCGGCUGAGUGGUGCCAGGAGCUUUCUGGCUCCAUCAUUGCGGACAAGUUGCAUUACCUGCGCGGCGGCAUCGCGGCAUGGCUCCAUGAGGGUGGACAGCUCAUUCAGCCAAGCACUGGCUUGCCUUGUCGCCUGGUUCACUGUUGGUCGUGGGAACUUAGCGCCUUCUUUCCAACUCGAGGUUGCACUCUGCACUGCCCCGAAAUUGCUGCACCACAGUUUCUGGAGCCGGAAAACUCGCCUGAAAGAAGCCUGCUGCGCGCAUCCCACGUGCGGUCGCAGAGAUUGCGCAAAGUGGCAUGGGAGGCAGAACAUAUGCAGCUGUUGAGAUCGGUGCGUUUGCGGUAUUGCCCAUCGGUGCUUUGUCUCGAUGCGGAGGAUAUCAUCAGAUCCAUUCGACAUGAAGAGGAGGUCGGCAGAUCUACAGGGUAUGUCUUUGUGGAUGUGCGUACGCCAGAAGAAGUGGAGGUGUCAACCAUUUCAUCUCCCGGGUGUCCCACCAUCUUCAAGGAUGCUUUCCUGAAGAUGGUUUCAAAUGCCACCGCCGAGAGUUUGAAUGGGUACACCUUCAUCCUAUUUUGCACGGUGGGAGGUCGUUCCGGAAGGAUCUGCCAGGAGCUGCUGACAGAUCCUGAAAAGUUUGGUGCGACCAAGGUGGUUUCCCGGCGGAGCAUUGCAGGUUGGGCACAUGCCAAGGGCGGCUUGGUCGACUCCAUGGGCCAGCCCACACUCCGGAUCAGCCCAUGGUGUCAGGCGACGCUGCGAAAUCCCCGAAACAUUUGA